AUGCGAACUGCUGCAGAUUUCGUAUCGUCACUACUGGUGGCACGAGAUGAGGAGGAGCAGCGUCGCGAGGCUCGCAGGCGUCGGCGUGUCGACUUCAUCGUCGCAGGCAACAAGGAACGCGCCUGCCGCAGCAAGGGGGAACUCGGCAGCGUCGUGCGGCGCAGUGCCAACACCAUGUCGGUGGUGGAGCAGGAAUUGCGGAACUCCCUGGGCGACAUGGGUGUCUGGUGGGACAUGAUCAGCGAGAAUGUUUUGGAAGAGAAACGCGAGUGUGAAAAAGCUGUGGAUCUGCAAAAACAGCUGACUUCCAUGUAUCUCUCGGCUGCCAUGAAGCGCGAGGUCGUCGAGCAGUCAUCAGUUGUGGUAAACGAUGAGCGCCGUUUGCAAGAGCUGGAGGAACUGUGUCGCGAAGAGGAACGCCAUGCGAAGGAGGAAGCGGCAGAGCAAGCAAUUGACAGUGUCCUCAACGCCGUUGACCGAUGUAUCGAUUUUCUGGCGGAACAUGCCCUCACCGAGAGCUGUAGGGGCACUCUUCUUACCGAGAUUGCGCUGGACUGCUUCAUUCCCAAGACCAACGAGACACCGCUCGCGGAGAGCGACCGCGCCAACAUGACUUUUGCAAGACUCUUUGGGCUUCACCCCUUCCAUCUGACGGGAACCCCAUUUCUGCAGCUUCUUCACUGUAUGUAUGAGAAGAUGAAUCCGCCCCCCUCCUCCGUGAGUCGCUUUGACGUUUGUCGCAAGCCCUUGUUUCUGAUCGACGGCCCCAAACUCAGCGGCAAGACAGUUGUCUCUCAACAAGUGGAGGAGCAGAUUGCACUGCUGCACCUCUCGGAUCGCGAUUUGGUGAAUAGGGCCCUGGAGGCGUAUAGACGUGAGCGCAACAGUCUCCCGACACUCUUGACAGAGGAGGACAGUGACGCCCUUCCUUUUUUGAUGGCCUACGAGGAGCGCAAUGCGGAGGAGGAGGAGUUGGCAUAUCACAGCGACGCGCGUACGGUGCAGAUUGUUGAGUCCUUUGUGCGACUUAGCCCGUGGGCGGCGGUUGGUAAAGUCAUAGAAGCGGCCCUCCUCCGUGGUGAGUCUGUGAACCCGUCUGUCAUUGUGCAGUUGAUGCAGUUGCAAAUGGAAUGCCCUCCGGUGGGGUGCCACGGCCUUCUCUUUGACGGUGCCGUGGCGGGGACGGAGGAGCUGCGGUGUCUGCACCGCGCCAUCUCGCAGAGCGUGCACGCAUUCGAGGGGGAACUGCAGAAUUGGCCGCCACUUCCCGCUGUAGCGAUUGAAACGCCAGCAGUGGUAGCCGAGGGAGAAGAAAGGGAAAAGAAGAAGGAGGAAAAAAGGGAGAGCAAGAAGGAAGAUGCAAUGUCAGACCUGCUGCUAGUGCGGCGUGAGGUGCGACCUGACCGGCCGGUUGCGAAGGGCGAGGGCAAGUCACGACAGCUGAAGAAAGGUGUCGACAUCAACGCGCUGCCGCCGCCAGUUCUGCCGGAAGUGACGCGGCCGGAACUGACAGCGGAGGAGACGGCCGCAAUAGAAUGCUGGGAGCAACGCGAGCGCACGCAUCUUCUCUUUGUCGCGGUGGUGCACAUCUGCUGUGGGACGCGUGAAAUAUUCAAUCGUUUUGCUGGGCUGCGCAUUGACAAGGAAACGGGUGAGCAUUACCAUAUGGUCUUCCAUCCACCACCGUCGGAGCGUGUGCCACAUAUUUCGAACCUUGACCGCACUAAAACUUCCACCGCACAACUGCACCGUGUUGUGCUCCAUCAGCAGAGAAGCUGGGAAGCAAUGCAGCGUUGGUUUAUGUGCAAGAAAGGGGCCGAUGCGAUUGUGCACGAAGUGAACGGUGAGAGGCCGUUGGAGGACAUUGUGGAGGAUGUCAAGUGCAUCCUCCAGGACGCUCAGAAGAAGUUCGAUGCGGAGCUUCGUAUGUAUGAUGCCGCGAUGGCCGCCAAAGCAAGGCAGAAGGAAAUCGCUGCCAACAUUGCCGAACAAGAGGAACAGCGGGAAGCAGAGCGACGGCGCCUCAUGGCGGUGUACUCAGAGUGUGGUGCGCCGAUCCCACAGGAAUUAGAGUUGCGGCCGUCGUCGGCGCCGUUUUACACAAUGCCAGACGAUAUUCCGGAAGUAUUCAUGCGUGCCCUCGUUGCCUUCCGGGUGCGGUACGAGUACGCUUACAGCUGGUCGGGGAUGGCGUUGGAGAAGCUGGUGAGCGUGCUGCUUGAACACCGCAGCAUCGCGAUGGGCAUCUUCCACCGCUUCUGGAACCAGCCUGAUGAGAAACAGGGGAAGCUGGAUGCAUUCGUGGCGAAUUACAACCGCCUCCCACCUGCGCUGUUAGGACAGGUGUCGUGCAAAGAGGAACUGCACGUGCUGGUGGAUCACCUCAAGGAGGAGCUUUUCCGUACGGUGGAGGCCACAGGAAAAGAGGCAGCGGCAAAGAUUGAACUCAUUAUGAAGAAGGAGUCCUUCUUGGGCCCGUGGUGUGUUUCGGUGUGCAACGUUGGCAUCGCGACAGUUCAAGUUGAGGUGGAGAGGUUCCUGACAACGCUGAACUUGGUAGCGAUGUACUUUAGCGCCGUUGUGGGCGAGCCGUGCGUCUUCGAGGAGAUGGAGUCGGAACUUGUCAUUAUGCGUUCCGUCGCGGAGAGCGCGCUGGAACAGACCAAAGGCAAGGAGAAGAAAACGACGAGCACCAAGAAGUCCCCACGCCUCGAAGAAGUAGUGGAAAAGACAGUCGAGGACAUGUUUGCGGAGGCCACUGGGAAGCUCAUCCACUCCAUGACGAACUACGUUGAGAAGUUAGUGGGAAACAUUGCAGCCUCGGCGAAGGCGCGCGAGAGCAGCAAGGCUUCCGCCGCCUUGGCCGACGAGGGGAAGCCAGCGCUGGUCCUCGUCAAGUGUCUCCCUUUCGCGGAAAGCGAACUAGACAAGGCACAGGAGCGAAUUGCAUGUAUACGGCAGCUCUUCGCUCGACUGCUGCGUGAGGGGGAGGCGUACUCGGCACGCAUGAAGGAUGACAUGCUGGCGCACACACGGGAGAAGCAGCUCAACCAGGCGGCUGCAGUGAACACGGUGGUGUAUGCCGUGCGCAAUGCUAUUGAAGAGGAGCGCCCGCUCCCUGACAUGCACUUGGGCCGCGAGACGUUCCACAUGGCGCCUGCGGCAGGACGCGCACCGACGCACAGCGCCCCAUCGCCACAGCGCCCGCAGGCCGUGAGACAGCCGCAGGAGCCGAUGAUCCACGCGACGCUUUCGGCCACGCGGCUGCACGAUAUGAUCCGCGUGUUCCGCGUUGCUGCACCCGACUACGCGCUGAGCCACGCGGAGUUCUUCAACAUUGUGUCUCCCACCGACUACGCCGGUGCCGCCACCAAGCAUGGUCAGUUGAAGACGCUGCAGGAAGUAUUUGAUGCAUUUGACCCGCACAGUUGUGGCUUCAUUGACUGGCGUGAAUUUGUCGUUCAUCUGCUCCUGUGGUGCGCGCCUGUGCCGGAGAUAGCAUCAUCAACAACAAAAGUCGAAGAAGACACAGCGUCGGGAGUCGAGAAUUAUUACAUCGCGGAGUGCUCUGUCACGCACCUCCUUGAGACGCGGGCGGAUCUUGGAAUGGAGAUGGUCACCGAAGAGGUCUUCUACGACGUCCCCUUUUUCUUCGACAAGUGUCUGCGUGACGACCGGCUUGAGGCGUACGUUCGGGCGUUGUGGAUGACCUUCGCAGCGGAUGACGGUCACCUCGACCCGCUGCCGCUUUUGGCGCUGCUGUGCGUCGACCGGCAACCGGUGCGUGGGGCGCAGAAGGCGUUCUACGUGUUGUCGCGCAGCCAGGAGGGUUCGCUUACACCAGUCGAGAUGGACAAGGCCUUUCACGUGCGGGUGACAAAUCCGCGCAACAUGUGUCUGCCGGAUGUUUUCUCACAGGAGAAUAUCGCGGCGCUGUAUGACGGCGCGCCAUUGCUGUCAUUCAAGUCUGUCUGCGAGCGGGUGAUGGGGCGUAACAUGCUCAACAACACUGAGGCCUUUCGCCGCAAGUCUUUCAUCACUGAUGCGCUGCAUGUAGAAUGA
Molecule: messenger RNA, 4062 nt
Organism: Trypanosoma grayi
Lineage: Eukaryota; Euglenozoa; Kinetoplastea; Trypanosomatida; Trypanosomatidae
Product: cpc1/kpl2
Exons: 1
Coding region: 1-4062 (1353 amino acids)
Molecular function (GO): calcium ion binding
Source: RefSeq, a predicted model, not a curated record